GUGUGUAACCGUUAUCAGUUAGUAUCUGUCCAUGAAUUAGUAAAGAGAGGAAAUAUGAAGAAUACAGUUUACUAUCUCAUUCUUCUGUAUUUAGCACCUCUUAUUCGCGCCCAGAGAUGUGAUACGGGAUGGACAGAGGCCAACGGUGUCUGCCUUAAAAACUUUCAGGAGAAAGUGACCUGGUUUAAAGCUAAGUACCGAUGUAUUGCUGAGAAUGGGAAACUAACUGAAUCUCUGAGAAGUGCAAGCAAUUUCCCACGUAAUAUCGACGCAAAUGUUUGGGUUGGGGCGAAUGAUCUAGCUAAAUAUGGAGAAUGGGUGUUUGCUUCAACAGGAGUCAAAAUUCAAAAUAACGUCUUUCCAGGAUAUGCUCAGAAAGAUGAUGAGCAUUGUCUCCUCUUCAAUAAUUAUAAUGAAUUGGACUCUCAGCCUUGUGAUUUCCUGGCGGGAUUUAUUUGUGAAAAGGAAUUGACAAAUACAAGCCAGCCCAGUAAUGUAAUCAGAUUUCAGCCCGGAGGAUUUAUAGAUUUUAAUCACAAAUUGUUCAACUUUGAUAAUGCUCACAGAGUAGAGACUACUUUUGGUAUUGUUACAAAGCAGGAGGACGGGGUAAUUCUAUCCCAGGCGGGAGAAAAUUUUAGAUCUUACAGUCUGGCAGUGAAGGGUGGGAAAUUAACGUUCUAUACAGAACGAGGACGCACAUUAUCUCUUCCAAACAUGAUUAAUGAUGGUUUAAUUCACGAUAUAAAAUUCAGUAUUGAGGGUGUAAAUGUAUUUAUCGAAGUAGAUGAUACUUCUCCGUAUGAUUUUGUUGAGACAGAAGAUUUUAAAGACUACAGAAACUCCAUAAUUAAACUUGGACAAAAAUCUGGUGGAUUUGAAGGGUGUCUGAUUGACUUCAAAGUAGAAAAUAUCUGUCAUUAUGGCCCUUCUACAAUAAACUGCACUUCAUAUGGAGCGGAUGCGGUGAACAAUGUUGAUCAUAUGAUAAAAGAACAGCAAAAUGUGGAAUUUCUUCAGGAUUGUGGAAUGACCAGUGAUAAACCUGAUUUCAAUAAAACAACAACAUCGGGCCCUUCAUCAACAGGAAAACCAGACUACUAUACAACAACAAAAACAAGGAAACCAGACUACAUCACAACGACAACAUCAACAACAUCAAGAAAACCAGACUACUUUACAAAAACAACAACAACAACAACAACAUCAAGGAAAACAGACUACUUUACAACAACAACAUCAACAGCAACUAUUACAACAACAAGAAGUAGACCAAAUAUAAACAGUACAACAACGCAAACUACAACUACUACAACAACUGAAACUACAACAACCAAAAGUAGACCAAAUAUAAACACUACAACAACCCAAACUACAACUACUACAACAACAGUGACAACUACAAGAAGUAGACCAAACUUUAACACAACUACAACAGCAACAUCAACCACAACGAGAAGCAGACCAAAUAUUAAUACUUCAACAACAGUUGCAACAACAAUUACCAACCGUCCAACUAUCUACACAACAGUCCCAACAACAACAGUGUCCUUCUAUACUGAGAGGAAAUGUGAGACUAAAACACAAGUUCUUCAGUUUUCAGAUAAGACAGGGUCCCUGAAGUUGAAAUCCAAAGUGAUAACAAUAAGUCCGAACGACUCAUUUACAAUAAAAAUGAAACUAGUGCAUCUACAGGAUGGAUCAGUUUUAUCCAAGUGGGAGAAAUCCUAUGGUAGGUUUAUAUUCCACGUUUACCUGAUCCGGGGUGUGCUGAUUGUUGAACUGCAGGGACAGGCUCUCUUCACUGACGCAUUUCUCGACCCUGGAGUCCCGCAUCUUAUUGAGAUUUCAUAUUCACAUACAGCAGAACUACUCACAGCUGUAGUGGAUGGCAAGUCCUCAAGCCUUCCCAUAGAUUUGGCAGAGGUUAUAGGAGAAAACCGUUUGGAACUAGUUUUAGGAACUGUUGAGAAUGGUUCCUCUAGUUUUACCGGAUGUAUCAGUGAACUGAAGAUAUCUAAGAAUAUGAGCAGUGGAUCUAUGUCUGCUCUGUUAAACCUGGUUACUGGAAACCAUGCCGUAGAUUGUUCAGACACCUGUAAUAUCACAUCAUCACAAACGUCAACUAUCGGAGGAGGAUUGUUUGGAUAGAAUUUUGAAGGAUUUUGAGAAAAUUUGGAAAAUUUUGUAAUAGAAACUGUCAAAUUUUAAGAGUUCACAAAAUAGAAAUGAUCAAAUUGCCCAUUUCUAUAAAACAGGUUAAUUGCAAAAAUGUUGGGUUGGAAUUUUAUAUUUUUUAAAGUAUGUCUAUUUGUCAAUAAACUUUUGCAAAAUAAAGUUUAAUUCUUGUUA
Eurytemora carolleeae is the source of this 2352-nucleotide messenger RNA. Its product is annotated as serine-rich adhesin for platelets. The coding region runs from base 55 to 2151 and encodes 698 amino acids. The transcript has 18 exons. The record is from RefSeq and is a predicted model, not a curated record. NCBI's taxonomy places the organism in Eukaryota, Metazoa, Arthropoda, Copepoda, Calanoida, Temoridae.